AUGUUUCGUUUUCUUCGUAUUCUCCUUCUCCUGGCCGGAGUUUUUCGUGCUGAUGCAAGAGUCUUCUCCGGAACUGUUGGCGGUCUGAGUGCUCAACAAGUACUCGAGCAUCAUCUGGAAAUCUUCCAAACUGCGGUGAAAAACGAGAACAAGGCUCAAGUCAAGUCGAUGAUACCAUUAGACCAACAAACCGAUGAGCUUGUCGACAGACUCAUUGCCGCCCAUAAAUCUAUCAUCAUGGAAGUACAAGAUGCCGCCUACCCCAAACCAGGUUUCGUCACCGGGAUGGUAUUCUACUCCCACGCAGAUGGAGGAAAUAAGAUGUUGGUCAACAUGGUCAUUGAAAAGGACACCGUCAGCCCAUCUGGAUACCGCUUCGUCUCAGUCAUCCAACAUCCGGACUACAGUCACAAAAGGAACUUCCCAACUUGCCUCGUCGGAUUCAUCUGGUGUUACCUGUACCUCAUCGACUAUUUACCGGGAAGCGUUGAGGAAGUGUUUGGAGGCUAA
Messenger RNA from Caenorhabditis remanei, 510 nucleotides. RefSeq lists its product as uncharacterized. The transcript is spliced from 3 exons. Lineage: Eukaryota; Metazoa; Nematoda; Chromadorea; Rhabditida; Rhabditidae. The record is from RefSeq and is a predicted model, not a curated record. Bases 1 to 510 code for a protein of 169 amino acids.